Messenger RNA from Aricia agestis (brown argus), 2190 nucleotides. It is a transcript of the gene Gbs-76A, whose product is annotated as glycogen-binding subunit 76A. Lineage: Eukaryota; Metazoa; Arthropoda; Insecta; Lepidoptera; Lycaenidae. The transcript is spliced from 2 exons. The record is from RefSeq and is a predicted model, not a curated record. Gene Ontology annotation, molecular function: glycogen binding; protein phosphatase 1 binding. The coding region runs from base 202 to 1947 and encodes 581 amino acids. Gene Ontology annotation, cellular component: protein phosphatase type 1 complex. Gene Ontology annotation, biological process: regulation of glycogen biosynthetic process.
UUAACCCGACCGAUAAGAAAGAAAGUGAAGGAUUGUCGGACGACCACAAUAAUUACGAUUUAUUACCCCUAUUUGCUCCUUUUAUUCAUUCGUAUCUAUUUAUAAAUAUUUGAUAAUAUUAUGUUCUAUUGUUUUGAUUCAUAGUGGUUUUGACUAUUGACGUGUUCGAACGGCGAAAUGCUGUCUAUGCCAGUGUUGUAGAUGUGUUCUUGUUGGCAUUAUUUUCGUGCUUCGCUGUUGGAUUUCUUUAGCUAUCUAAGGAGGCUCCGGGCUUCAGCAUUUCAUCGUUAUAUGAAGACGCAGAUGAACGGUGAUCGCGGUGGAUCGCAGUGCGGCCUCACCUCGCUCCUCCCCAUGUCCUGCCGAGGCCGCGCCGCAGCCUUCGCCAGGGACCUGCACUCCAGACUGCGCAACUUGGGCACCGCACACGACGGGGAGUGCGAGAGCACCUGGCUCACCAGAGAGAACAACCACCGACCCGCACCCUCGAACGUGAAAGAACACGAAACCUUCUACGACUUUGAAGUAGAAUGCGGCAGCCCGUCUAGUCCCGUCGAAGAAAUCGAAAUCACAUUUCCCGAAAAAUCCACGGAAGACACAGAUCUACCAUUCUAUGAUGUGGACUCUGAUUUAGAAGUAAAAGAAACGCCUAAGCUGCUCCUGAAGGAGCCGGACAGAGGAAAAAAUGGCUUCACUUUUUCUACGGCAUUUUACACACCAGAAUCUCCCGUCAAACAACAACCGACGAAAGAAAACGGCCUCUCAGAUAAACCCCUGUACGCGCCGAUAACGUUCGAAGGUUGUGCUAGACAAAGUAGUUGUGAUGAAGUUGAUUUUCCUCGCUCGCCUAUAUUAUUUAACCAGGACCGACUGAUUCUUCCGACUAAUUAUAGCAUCGUUUUAGAUAGCGACUCAGAAUUCGAUUCGGCUAAAAGUAAUCCGUCUGAGAGCAUAGAAGAUGUAUCUAUUUGCGAAAGUAAGGAGGAUAUCGAUUUGCCCGUAGCAGUUGAAAAUUUAACAGUGAACGGAUGCGAGAGCACAAACGGCGAAACAUACCCCACAGACUGUGUCAUCGAGAAUCGGGAAGAUAAAAAUAAGGUAGAAGAUAUUACACAAAACGAUACAAAAAUAGUAACCAGUGAUCUCUCAGAGAAAAAAGAACCAUCACCCGCCCCCGAAAUAGAUGCCACCCUUUUGAGCACAGAAACGAAUAAAGACGAUAAAGAGGAUGAAGCGGAGGGCGAGGACGACCGACCGCAGAGAGUACGGCGGUGCUCGUCACUCAAAACGGGCAAAACGCCCCCGGGUACUCCGGGCCGCAAAAAAAUUGUCCGAUUCGCUGACGUGCUCGGUCUCGAUUUAGCCGAUGUGAAAACGUUUAUGGACGAAAUACCCGUUAUUCCAAAAUCCGCCUACGACGAUCUCGCCGGCUGCGACGUGCAGAACUCGCCGCCGGCCCGACCGACCCCGCGAUACGGUGCUCUCACCCUCGUCCCCCUGUUCCAACUGCCCCGCGACGUCACCGAAAAGCUGGAGAGGUACAACGUCUGCCUGGAGAGCUCGCGAGUCUGCGACGGCGUGCACGUCACGAUCUGCGGGUCCGUCCGAGUGCGAAACUUGGACUUUCACAAGACGGUGCACGUUCGGUACACGAUGAACCGCUGGAGAACGUUCACGGACCUGCAGGCCACCUACGUCCAGGGCUCCUGCGACGGCUACUCGGACCGCUUCCAGUUCGUCCUGUACGCGCCCUGUAUAUCGUCGGGCCAGCGGCUGGAGAUCGCGGUCAGGUUCCAGUGCAAGGGCCAGCAGUUCUGGGACAACAACUGCGGCGCCAACUACUGCUUCGACUGCCUGGCGCUCGGUUCGGCGCCGACGACCGGCUCGCUGACGUCGGCGCCGGCCGCGCUGCAUCCCACGGUCGACUGGCACCCAUCUUUUUACUGAUACUCCGAUCAGAGAAGGAAGCGAGAGAUCGAGUGACAUAAGACUGCCGUCGGAAGCGAUGCGUGGGAGUAUCGGAGGAGGCUUCGCGGACGAGAAGAGUCUGCGCCGGCCGAGGAGGCGGCGACAUUCCUGCAGCUACGACCGCGUUCAGUUCCUAGGCGAUACGUCCAAAAGAUGAGGCUUGUAUUGUAAGCGUUUUUGUGAUAUAAUUUAGAGUAGAGAUAGAGUAAACGAAAAAAACGA